AUGCCUCCACCGGUCACCCUGGCGUCCUCAACUCGACAAGCCCUACGGCGCAUCACAGCAAAAGAUCCCAUUCAUCCAGCGGCGAUCGUCGGCAAGUUCUGGGAUCAAACGGAGUCCGAUUGUGAGGAGCUGGGAGAUGCGGACGCCCUGCCGCGGUUCUUCCCAAGGACGGCAUCAGCGGCGCCGGCGCCGCCGAUCACUGGCCCUUCUCCCGCACCUGCGGCCACGGCCACCGCAUGUCAACCGAUCCCGAAGCCAUCCCCAAGGCGAGUCCGCGGCAAACUCGCCGGCGUCCGGGUGUCCAUCGGCCUCAAUUUCAAAUUCCAAAUCUUGGAUCCACCGUCAUCCAAAACCGGACUCGGCCCAAGCCGACGCGACCGGCUCAGGUCGCCCCGACUCGGUCGGCUACGAGACGGCCUCUGGUCGCACCGCAUAAGGGCGGUCCCACGCAAGCCGAAGCCUCCACGCAACCACUUCCGAGGCCCGAGACGUCGAGUGGUCAACCCUACGAUCAUCGACGCCGCCGCAACCUGCGCUCCGUCAUACCUCGAGGUGCUGAUGGCCGGGGGAGACGGGGGAAGGAGAGGAGGCCGGGGCGCUCCUGGCAGCGGCGGAGCCGAUCGCCGCCGGGGUCGCGGCCGCGCCAUCAUCGACGACGGACGCGGACGGGACGACGGCCAGGGACAUCGAGGACGUGGUCGCGGGGGUCCGAUGCACAACUCUGGCCGUGGGGGUCCAGCACCCUCUGCCGGCCGUGGAGGCCCUCCACCGGCUGGCCCUCCACCGGCCGGCGGUAGGGGCAACUCUGCCCGGGGUGGACGAAACCCUCGGCACGCAGGAGGUGAAGCUGACAAAGAUCAAGGUCCAAAUAGCUCUGCAACAGAGGCUGCAGUGGUUGAACAGGGACAAGCCGAGCAAGAAGAAGGGAAGAAAAGGAAACGAAACACAGUGAAGAAGGUGUGCACUAUUUGCACGGAUGAGCACUUCACAAAUUUAUGCCCUUUGUUGCGAGGCCCCAAACCCUCAGUCGCGUUGUGUGGUGCAGCUGAGGAUGGGAUGGGGUUUUUCCAAAUCCAGGGUGCAAGAAAUAAUCAGAUCGUGGAGACAUCACAGUCUUCAAUUGCAGCACUCGUCACUGUCAAAGUCGGCAAAGUAUCGGCACAGUUACUUCAGGCGGAGCUCGCUAGGAUUAUCCCGGUCCGUUGGGAUUGGGAGGUACAACAGCUGGGGGCUAACUCUUAUGUUGUCCCCUUCCCCAGCAAAGAAGAACUGGAUCGCAUGAUAGCAAUAGACACCAUCAACACAAAGAACAAGGAAGGCACUAUAUCUUUUGCUGAGUUUGUGGAUGAUGUGCAGCCUAUUAAGGUGUUGGAGCAGGCGUGGGGGACUAUUGUUGAGCUACGCAGAAGGUGGACAUGGUUCAUCUCAGGCAACAGUCAAGCCCGCAUUCUAGUGGCUGUUUUUGACCCCAAGAAGAUACCAGUAUGGCGGACGCUUGUGUUGGCACUAGUAUCUACCGCCUAUUUUUCAAGGCGGAGGAAGAUUUACAAGCCGACACCGGUGCUUGAUCCGUCUGAUGAGGACUUGUUGAGUGAUAAAGAUCUGGAGGAGGAGACCGUGAAAUGGAAGAUGCGGAAGAUCCUAACCCGCAGAACCCUCGGGAUAAUAGGAAGUCUUCCCAACAAGCACCGCAAAGAUACUCAAAAUGUCCCACCUAUGCAACAGGCAAAUCUAGUAGAUGAAGCUUUGGACUUGGCCUUGAGGGAGGAGAGGCUUUACUCCGCCAUUGCCCUCCCCCCGCCACCACCGGAGCUGGUGUCUCUUGCUGCCCCUAUUGAUAUAGGGUGCGGCCUCGUUGGGGGCUCAUCGGAGGCGGCCCUCUCUUCUACUUCUACAGCGGUGGAGACCGGUAUCAUGACGUCGGUCCCUGCAGCGGUGGAGGAACCAGAGUACGCCCCCGCUGCACAGGGACGUGGCCCGGCACCCCCACCACUGGAGGUCACCGCCCUGAUGGCUGCACAGGGAGGUGGCUCGGCCACAUCGACGGAGGAGACGCCCGGCUUGACUCGUCGUCACCCAAUGUUGAGGUGGCUCAGUGAUGGAGUCCACCACUCAUGGAGGUUCGGGAGGGGGGGCCUACUUCGCCACUCGCCCCCAUCCCACGCCGACCGGGAGAGAGGCAGGUGGUGGUGCCGGCCUCACACUACUGGGAGAGGUAGCGGGACUACCGCCAUCGCUACUUUUCUCCACCCAGCUAGAGAGGCUGUGGAGACGCCAUCGCCUGCUGCACCUCUCCCCUGCUACGACCUUGGGAGAGGCAGCGGUGGCACCACCGGUGCAUCUCAGGCCGCCUUGGAGGCAAAGAUUGUUGGAAGGAGCGGGUGCUACCUCACCAUCUCUUGA
Messenger RNA from Miscanthus lutarioriparius, 2403 nucleotides. Lineage: Eukaryota; Viridiplantae; Streptophyta; Magnoliopsida; Poales; Poaceae. The record is from the annotation of a GenBank genome assembly.